Zasmidium cellare ATCC 36951 is the source of this 1731-nucleotide messenger RNA. RefSeq lists its product as uncharacterized. The coding region runs from base 1 to 1731 and encodes 576 amino acids. The record is from RefSeq and is a predicted model, not a curated record. The transcript has 2 exons. Lineage: Eukaryota; Fungi; Ascomycota; Dothideomycetes; Mycosphaerellales; Mycosphaerellaceae.
AUGGCUUCGCUAUACAAUCCGCUGGAAGCAAACAAGAUACGCCUCUUAGCCUUCAUCGAUGACACCGGGACGAACUGCACGCUGGAAAAGGUAUAUCUGAAUGAUGCGCCGCCUUACGCUUGCCUCUCCUACGCUUGGCAAGAUGGCCAGACACUGAGCACCCCAGUUGCACAAUCCACCAUAAUGAUUAAUGGUCAGCUGAAAUCGACCCGGCCAAACCUUCAAGACGCACUUGCUCACCUGGGACCAAUCGCCCGUUCCAACGGCCACAGAUUUUGGGUCGAUGCUCUUUGCAUCAACCAGGAUGAUCUUGUCGAGCGAGCGGAGCAGGUAAAAAUCAUGAAGCACAUCUAUGAGCACGCUGAAACGGUCAUGGCAUGGAUAGGCCCAGCGAACGCUGACACCGAGCUUGCUCUAGGAGUAAUGCAGGCAGUCUCCAACUUCACGCAUGAGCUCUUUAACAGAAAUACGCAGCGUACAGCACUCCAUCUAUGGCAGGCAGCCAUUUCUCGGCAACCAUUCUUUCAAAAUCGACCGAAGAGCGAUGUUCUUGUUGGGUGGGCCGAGAUGGUGCAGAUGUUCAAAGCCCUUUACUGGGGGAGGACAUGGGUACAACAGGAAAUCACGGGCAACAACGCCGUCUUUUACUGUGGGCCAUGGUCAUUCACCUGGAAAGAGCUGCAUGCCUUCAACGAGUUUCAUGGUACUUACGGUGGACUGCGCGACAUGCCCGACAAGUACAUGCUGAUGAUUUCUGGUGGCGUCAACGUCGGCUCACCGUUCUUCGACCUGCAUGUCGCCGAGAAAAACCGAACUACGUCAUCAACAUCUCUUGCCAAGAAACAGAAAUUGAUGGCUCUAAUUCGAGAGUUGAGAUUGACACAUUGCUCAGAUGCGAGGGACAAGGUAUUCGCUGCACUCCCACACGCUACAGACGUUGACCAGGUUCACGCAAAAGACUUGCUUGCUGUGGAUUACUCCAAAUCCGUACGUGAUACGUUCCUCAACGUGGCACGUUACUACCUGGAGCACGGAGAUCUUGAGAUACUGGGCUACGUUGGAGCAAAUUGCCACGACCACGACUGUCGACCUCCUCGCGGGGCAGAAGAGAGUCCACUACCAUCGUGGGUGCCCGAUUGGCGAAUCCCAUACCGCAUCCGUCCCCUCAACACAGGCGGCCGAAGCGAUCGAGACUAUCCCAUGCUUUACAACCCUCUCCCUCACUCCACCGCCCAACUUCAAGUCACCUCCUCAACCCUCCAAAUCUACGCUCUUAUCUUCGACACGCUCCGUACAAUCACACUAACAGCCGGCCGCGAGUACGUCCCGUCCCAACUUAAAAUCAAAUGGGGCAAGCACAUGAAAGCUUGGUCUCCCAACCUCACAAGUCGUGAUGUCAAAAGGAUCCUGAACGCGGACGCACAGUGGAGUGCUGAUGAAGUUGGCAACGCAAGGGGCGAGGUGAUUGACUGGGAAUUCUUGGAUGAGCCGAUCGAGAAGAUGAGGCCGGAACAUCGUUAUUGGAGGCAUAAUAUGCGACAUGUCCUGCGGAGUGUGUGUCGUGAUCGGCGUGCCGGAAGGACGAAAGGCAACAGGAUCGGCAUCUUCCCUGAGGCAGCAGUGCCUGGUGAUGUGAUCGCUGCGUUUUAUGGGGGCCAUGCGCUUUAUGUCAUCCGGCCUGAGCAGGACAGACAGGGGAUCUUCUGGAUGUCGCUGCAAAAGAAGGACUGA